This is a messenger RNA of Psilocybe cubensis, 552 nucleotides long. RefSeq lists its product as uncharacterized. Bases 1 to 552 code for a protein of 183 amino acids. The transcript is spliced from 2 exons. NCBI's taxonomy places the organism in Eukaryota, Fungi, Basidiomycota, Agaricomycetes, Agaricales, Agrocybaceae. The record is from RefSeq and is a predicted model, not a curated record.
AUGGUGGCCUCACGGAACAAGAUGCGCCUCUACCUUGGUUAUUGGUGGCGACAAGCAACGCUGGAAAAUCCAGGAAAAUAUCAUGUCGGCCUAUUUCUAACUCCCAAGAAUCCCAAGAAUGAUAAAAGAACUGCCACAAUAUACCACGCAGUGAAUCGGAUUACCGACGGAGGCAUCUGGAAGUUUGAGUGCAUACCUGCCUCAUGUCGGACCCCUAGACGAGCUGGUUGCAUGCUUCUCGGAAAAGUGCCACCAAAAUUCGGGCCAAAAGACAUCGAGGAAAUUCUGCGAAGAGUGCGCGUCCCAAGUCAGGAAGAAGCAGAGGAAGAAAAAUGGCGUUGCCGCCAUUGGGUUUGUGAUGCCCUAACGCUUCUGGUAGUAGAAGGUGUUAUUCCAGAGCUUCCCGUUUCUCCACAUGAUUUAUGGGAUACCGGGAGGAUAUUUGUAGAGAGCAGGACUAGUGGAAUUCCAAACUAUGGUAAACCACUCUACACAUGUAAUACAAUGGGCGAGGAGAUCCCGAGCGAAAUUAGUGCUUUGGAUACACAUUAG